Messenger RNA from Branchiostoma belcheri (Belcher's lancelet), 2516 nucleotides. Its product is annotated as mannan-binding lectin serine protease 1-like. Gene Ontology annotation, cellular component: extracellular region. The record is from RefSeq and is a predicted model, not a curated record. Gene Ontology annotation, molecular function: serine-type endopeptidase activity; calcium ion binding. Gene Ontology annotation, biological process: complement activation; proteolysis. Lineage: Eukaryota; Metazoa; Chordata; Leptocardii; Amphioxiformes; Branchiostomatidae. The coding region runs from base 221 to 2266 and encodes 681 amino acids. The transcript is spliced from 13 exons.
CCUCGGCAGAGAGUCGGCUGCCAGCCAGCCACGUCACGUCACGUUCCCAACCCCGCAAUACUCCCACACAAACCCUGCGUAAACAACCAGUGUUUUCCUGACCCGUUCAUGACCUCAUGGGUUGAACUUCACAGUCCGUCCUUUUCGUCGGGAUCCAAGUCCGACCGGAGUGCUACUGCAUCUACAGCGAGCUGCGGCACUGGGGAGGGCAGGACUCAUCAUGGCUCUGUCCCGCAGGUUUUUCCUGAGAGUUCUCUUACUUGUCUCAACCCUAUGGCUUGCGGACGGUAAGAACAAGAUGGAGGACGAGAACAAAAUGACAAUAAAUGAGCUCUACGGCGGCCAUAUCCUGUCACCAGGCUACCCUGAGCCGUACGCAGACGACAUCAGCCGCCUCUGGAACAUCACCAUGCCGGAAGCCUUCCACGUACAACUCUACUUCUCAAGCUUCGACUUAGAGAGCUCGUACAUGUGCGAGUAUGAUUCCGUCAAGGUGAUGGAAGGUGACAAGUUGGUGGGUCUGUUCUGUGGUACAGAGAACACGGAUACAGAGGAGGUGCCUGGGGACCGUGUUAUAGAGUCCACGGGCAGUCAGCUCAGUCUGGAGUUCAAAUCAGACUUCUCUAACGUAGACCGGCACAGAGGGUUCGUGGCGCACUAUCGGGUGGUCGAUCGGGACGAGUGUGCAGUGGACAAUGGCGGCUGUCACCACUUCUGCCAUAACUACAUCUCCGGCUACUACUGCUCCUGCAGGACGGGGUACUGGAUAAUGAAGGACAGGGAAACCUGCAAAUUUGGUUGCAGUCGUCAGGUCCUGACAGAAUUAUCCGGAACCAUCACCACUCCGGAGUACCCGGACCUGUACCCCAAGGUUCUGGACUGUGACUGGAAGAUACAAGUCGAACCUGGUUACGUCGUCACGCUGCAGUUUGACGACGGCUUUGACGUGGAACAACACCCGGAAGUGUCGUGUCCUUACGACCAUCUUAAGAUCCAGGCUGGGGACGAGAAGUACGGCCCCUACUGUGGGAAGACAGUUCCUCCCACCAUCACAUCAACAGACCAUAAUAUGCACGUGUUCUUCCACUCGGACGACUCCGGAGAGAACAAGGGGUUCAGGGCAACCUACUACACAACCGCUCGACCAUGUGAGGCGCUGUCUGCACCGGCGUACGGCACCCUGGAAGGCUCCAACUUCACCUACUCGCAGAAAGUCAGCUUCGCGUGCGGGGAGGGGUACUACCUGGACGGUCCGGACCAGCGCGUGUGCCAGGCAGACGGCUCCUGGAGCGGUGUCCAGCCCACCUGCGAACUUGUUAAUUGUGGUCCUCUGCCCAACAUCUCGAACGGCGAGAUCGAGGUUGACGGGAACUUCUCGUACGCUGACAUCGCCAUCUACAGGUGUGACGAGUUCUACGAGAUGGUGGGGGAGGGAACGAGAUUCUGCGAGGCCGACGGGAAGUGGUCUGGGAACGAGCCUAGCUGCAAGCCAACCUGCGGGAAGCCUGAGUUCGUGACCCGGGGGAAGCUGGUGGGCGGGCGGCCGGCCAUGCGCGGCGCGUGGCCCUGGAUGGCCAUGCUGCACAGGACACCGAGGGGUCCAUUCUGUGGAGGGACUCUUUUGGGGGACCGGUGGGUUCUGACGGCGGCCCACUGUUUGGUCAGUCCGGUCACGUCUGAUCCCGUCAUGAAGAACUCCUUCAGUGUUUUACUGGGAAAACACAAGGCACGGGACAAAGACACGACUGAACAGACGGUGCAAGUAGCCCAGAUAGUCGUCCAUCCAGCAUUCAACUUCACCACAUUCCUUGCUGACAUAGCCCUUUUGAAGUUGGAGAGUCCAGCUCGCCUGAACCCGUAUAUAACGCCGAUCUGCCUGUUGAGCGAAGAAGAGGCGGCCGAUACCCUUGUACCAGGCAGGGAAGGGGCGGUGACGGGGUGGGGACACACCGACCAAGGCUUCAUCGCUAACGAACUCAGAGAGGUUUUCCUGCCCCUGGUCGACACCAACACUUGCAACAAGACGUACGACUUCGCCGUGACGUCAGACAUGAUCUGUGCGGGGUUCCAGGAGGGCGGGAAGGACGCUUGUCGCGGCGACAGCGGGGGUCCCCUGGCGUUCUUUGACAGAACUGCAGAAAAGUGGGUUCAAGGAGGGGUUGUGUCGUGGGGCUGGGGGUGUGGAAGGAAGAACAAAUAUGGGGUGUACACAAACAUCAUCCAGUACCUGCCAUGGAUUGAUGAGGUGAUGUCUGGUGUUGCGUAAAAGUUUUUAAUGGAGACGGUUUUUGUACUCCUUGCAAAUUCUUGUCCAGUGUGAAACUUCAUUAUCAGAUAGGCAGGAUGACCUUAAAAAGUAAAUUUGGAAUUAAAUGUAUAAUGCCUUGGACAGGGCUUUAAAAUUGUUCAAUGUAUGAGUCUGCAAAGCUGGUAGGGUAUGACAAAUAUAGAUACAGAAUUCAAAUCUGUAGUAAUAUGCAUGAAAUAUUUUUACACUUGCUAUAAUGUAUAAACAU